Seriola dumerili (greater amberjack) is the source of this 3576-nucleotide messenger RNA. RefSeq names its product zinc finger CCHC-type containing 14 (gene zcchc14). Lineage: Eukaryota; Metazoa; Chordata; Actinopteri; Carangiformes; Carangidae. Gene Ontology annotation, molecular function: phosphatidylinositol binding; protein binding; zinc ion binding. The transcript has 16 exons. The coding region runs from base 1 to 3333 and encodes 1110 amino acids. The record is from RefSeq and is a predicted model, not a curated record.
AUGGUGGAGAGCCGGAGCUGUGUCCAGAGGGAGGGGGUGUACCGCUGGUUCUCCUCCCUCAGCUCAGCCCAGAGGGCUGAGUUCCUGUGCGGGCUGCUGGACCUCUGCGUCCCCAUCGAGCUCCGCUUCCUCGGCUCCUGCCUGGAGGACUUGGCCCGCAAGGACUACCACUCCCUCCGGGAUGCGGAGAUCAAAGCCAACAACCCCGCUGACCUGUCGGGCCUCACCAACAUCACCGACGAGGUGGUGCGCAGCAAGCUGCUGGUGUCCCUCGCCUUGCUCGGCUCAGACAACCGGGAGGCGGCGGGGGUCCUGUACCGGACACUGACUCACACAGACACGGUGAUCAAUAACUAUGGACUGGCGCUGAACGACGGGAGAACAGAGGAGCAGUUUCUGUUGCUGUUCACCAUGGCCUCUAACCACCCGGCCUUCAGCUUCCACCAGAAGCAGGUGCUGAGGCAGCAGCUCAGCCAGAUCCAGGACAUCCUGCAGGUGAGCAGCGGAGGAGCUGGAGAGGCUCAAGCGGUAGGGCCUGGCGGGGAUCGAGCUGCUGUUUGUUACACUCAGCCACAUCACCACUUUCACCCUCAGACCGUGUCCCUGCCUCUGGCCUCGCUGUCCCCCGCUGCCUGCUCGCUGCCUGAUGCCAGCGCUGCCUACCUGCCCCUGUCUGCCUGCCAACCCUGCCACGCGCACUGCACCUGCUGGCACAGGAGCCAGACCAGAGAGGCCGGCACAGCCUCGGGGCUGGGCUCAGGGGUCACCAAGGGACGAGGAGACCAAGCGCCCCUUUCUGUACCUGCUGGACAAGGCCUGGAUGCAGCAGCAGCAGCAGCACCACCCACAAAGACCCACCAGGGGAAAGCAGGAAAAGUGGUGAUUGAGAGGGUGGCGCUGAGAGGAGUGACACACAAGUCCGAAGACACCAGUGAAUAUGUGUUCGAGGUGAGCUGGUCAGAUGGUUUUGUGUUGAACGUUGUCCGAACUCAGCAGGAGGUGACGGAGCUGCUGUCCCAGCUGUCACAAGCAUUUCCUGAUGAAGGAGUGGAGAAGUUCCUCCCUCAGUCCGUAGAUCUGGACCCCAGGAGUCUGACAGCGCUGCCCUGCCAUGUUCUCCAGCACCACAGCGUCCAGCUGUUCUUCACCUCCACCAGACCUCUCUCACCCAAUUGUCCUUCCUCCCUCACUUCCUCCUUACCUCCCUUACCCUCCUCCCCUCCCACAGCUCCCGUGGCCCCGACCUGCCCGUUCACCUCCUCCAGCUCUAAUCUUGGCUGUAUGCUUCAGUACCGAGGAGCCAACAGGGCAGUGUACAGAGUGGCCAGCGUCCAGCCCGUCGUCAGCACCCACAGCUCCGGCUCCAUGGCCGUCGGAGGUGAUGUCUCCUCCCAGCACGGUCAGUCGCACGCGUACCCCCAGCCCCAGCAGCACUCCCAACACCACCUUCACCUGCAACCCAGCAGUCAGUCCGGUGCACAGUCACAGUCCCUCCACCUGUCCCAUUCCCAGCCAACGUCCCACUCACACUCCCAGUCCCUUUCGUACUCCCAGUCCCGUUCCCAGACCCACACCCAACCUCCGUCUCAGUCUCAGCCCAACAAUCCGGAGCAGAACGGCAUCCUGGACUGGCUCCGCAAGCUUCGGCUCCAUAAGUACUACCCCGUCUUCAAACAGCUGACCAUGGAGGAGUUUUUAGCGCUGACAGAGGAAGAUCUGAACAAGUACGACUUGACCCAAGGAGCAAAGAAGAAACUCAAGACCCAGCUAGAGCUACAAAAGGAGAUGAAGAUGGAGAAGCGGUCCUGCAGCGGCAUCGCCAGGGUGACGCCUUCCAGUCACAUGGGACCCUCAGCACACUCAACCGCCACUGCAGGUAACGAACUGCGAGUGGAGGUGGAUGCCGUGCCGCACCAUCACCCCGUCUCCACAGACAGCAGCUCAUCCUCGGGAUACUCCAGCUCCUCCUGCUCCCCUCGGACGCCACUGUGCUGUGACUCCGCCUUUGACAGGAGCAGAGACAUUCACAGGCGUCCAGAUGCUGCAGGAGGGGGUCCAGAGAAGGACCGGUCCUGCCUCUUCAUCCUGAACUCCAGCUGCCCCGCAGGCUCCAGUCGCCCCACAGCCCAGGUCCUACCCGUCCAAACUGAUCCAGCUCCCCCUCUCCCUCCCUCCUGCUCCUCCCACCUCCCCUUCGGUCUCCCGCAAUCUCCCUUCCACCCGCAGGCCAGCUACCCCCAGACCCUGCUCUCCCCGGUCUCUAACCCGGCACGUAUCCUGACCUCCCCACGCAAGCCCCGACCGCCUCCGCUGUGCACGGAGGACAGGACUAAGCCUCUGGGCUCGGGGCUGCCUGCGGCCGCUGCGGGUUUCAGCCCGGGGCUCGGGGUGGGGGUGGGGAUGGGGAUGAGGCUGGAGAACCUGUUCCCUGGGCUGAACAUGGACGGCUCCUCUGCGCUCCAGGACUCGGUGGUUUGUCGUGGCCUGGCAGGAGGCGCUGUGGGUCUGAUGGUGGAAACCAGCUCGGCUCUGACCUCCACCUCCAACAGCCUCCACCAUGUCUCCCACCCCCCUCUCCACUUCCACCUCUCCUCCUCUUCAUCCCCCUCUCCGUCGGGAUACUACACUCAUCCUCCUACCUCCUCUACCUCCUCCUCCUUCUCGUCUUUCUCCUCGUCCUGUCCCUCCACCAAGUCCGGCUCACAGUCCGGGAGCUCUGGAGGUGGAGGGGGCUUUGUUUCCAUGGCAACCGCCAGCAGUGUUCCUGUGGCUGCAGUACCCGGCAACACUUACUACCCUCCCCAGCCCACCUCCAGCCCCUCCCCUUCCCCGUCCUCUGUCUCCUCAUUGGAUCAAAGUUCAGGUCACACCACCUCCGUGUGUGUUUGCAGCUCCUGCGGUUGUCGGGGGAACUGCGGCACCUAUGGGGCGUUGCCUGGAUAUGCUGCGGCUGGUUACCUGCAGCCGUUCUCAGCCGGCCCCUCCCUCUUCACUCUGGGUCCUCUGCUCCAUCUCAGCCCCCUGUUAGCCUCAUCCAGCGGCGCUGGCAGCGGAACCACGCCCUUCUCCUACCCAAUGAUGAUGCCUCCACCCCUCUACCGCCACAGCCCUGUGUCACAUGACCAGCAGCAGGGCUUUGGCUUCUACCAGCCCCAUGGCAGCAUGGGAAAUGGAGGCCAGAAACGGGUAGCGGGGAGUAUGUCAUGUUAUAACUGUGGUGCCAAUGGACACAGAGCAGAGGACUGCAAACAGCCGCCCAUGGAUUCAGCACAGCAAGGGACGUUUCGGCUGAAGUACACUCCUCACUCUGACAGUAAGGACUCAGGGGACUAACCAGCAGAAACACCAUUGGAUUUGAAUACUCCUGACACAACUGUAACCUCAUGUUCCUGCUGAAGCCGGCAGGCAGCGGCCUCGCAGCUGAAAAAGGGACGCGCAUGCAGGAAGCCUCCGUCUGUGUGCAACAAGGCAGCAUGAGUCUGUUCAAAGACUCCUUUUACCCUCUGUGAGAGACGAGGAUGGAGAAGAGACAGAGAGGAAUGGUUGACAUGGUCUGUGUCGUCAUAUCAUCUUUCA